Galeopterus variegatus (Sunda flying lemur) is the source of this 2815-nucleotide messenger RNA. RefSeq names its product drebrin 1 (gene DBN1). The coding region runs from base 189 to 1997 and encodes 602 amino acids. Gene Ontology annotation, biological process: positive regulation of axon extension; neuron projection morphogenesis; postsynaptic actin cytoskeleton organization. Gene Ontology annotation, cellular component: plasma membrane; site of polarized growth; lamellipodium. Gene Ontology annotation, molecular function: actin filament binding. The transcript is spliced from 13 exons. The record is from RefSeq and is a predicted model, not a curated record. NCBI's taxonomy places the organism in Eukaryota, Metazoa, Chordata, Mammalia, Dermoptera, Cynocephalidae.
CCCUCUCCCUCCCCAGAAACAUCCCCACCCAAAAUUGGCAGCUUGGGCCCUAACAGUUGGAAGAGCCACCCCUCCCUCUCUCCAGGGCUCUGUACACAUAUGAGGAUGGCUCAGAUGACCUCAAGCUCGCAGCAUCAGGAGAAGGGGGCUUACAGGAGCUCUCCGGCCACUUCGAGAACCAGAAGGUGAUGUACGGCUUCUGCAGCGUCAAGGACUCCCAGGCUGCUCUGCCUAAAUACGUGCUCAUCAACUGGGUUGGUGAAGACGUGCCUGAUGCCCGCAAGUGUGCUUGUGCCAGCCAUGUGGCUAAGGUGGCUGAGUUCUUUCAGGGCGUCGAUGUAAUCGUGAAUGCCAGCAGUGUGGAAGACAUUGAUGCCGGUGCCAUCGGGCAACGGCUCUCCAACGGGCUGGCGCGGCUCUCCAGCCCCGUGCUGCACCGGCUGCGGCUGCGGGAGGAUGAGAAUGCCGAGCCUGUGGGCACCACCUACCAGAAGACUGACGCGGCUGUGGAGAUGAAGCGGAUUAACCGUGAGCAGUUCUGGGAGCAGGCCAAGAAGGAGGAGGAGCUGAGGAAGGAGGAGGAACGGAAGAAGGCCCUGGAUGAGAGACUCAGGUUUGAGCAAGAGCGGAUGGAGCAGGAGCGGCAGGAGCAGGAGGAGCGUGAGCGGCGCUACCGGGAGCGAGAACAACAGAUCGAGGAACACAGGAGGAAACAGCAGACUUUAGAAGCUGAAGAGGCCAAGAGGCGGUUGAAGGAGCAGUCUAUCUUCGGUGACCAGCAGGAUGCAGAAGAAGAGACCCAGAUGAAGAAGUCAGAAUCGGAGGUAGAGGAGGCAGCGGCCAUCAUUGCCCAGCGGCCUGACAACCCACGGGAGUUUUUCAAGCAGCAGGAACGAGUUGCAUCAGCCUCUGUAGGCAGCUGUGAUGUGCCCUCACCCUUCAACCACCGACCAGGCAGCCACCUGGACAGCCACCGGAGAAUGGCGCCCACUCCCAUCCCUGCCCGGAGCCCAUCUGACUACUCCAGCACAGCCUCCACCCCUGUCUCUGAGCAGAUCGAGCGGGCCCUGGAUGAGGUCACGUCCUCGCAGCCUCCACCACUGCCACCGCCACCCCCACCAGCCCAAGAGACCCAGGAGCCCAGCCCCAGCCUGGACAGUGAAGAGAUCAGCAAGGAGGCCAGAGCAGCAACCCCUCAGGCCUGGGCCAGUCCCUUGGAGGAGACCCCUCAGGCUCGGGAGCCUGCCCAAGGGCAAGCCAGCCCCACAGAGGACUUGAUGUUCAUGGAGUCUCCAGAGCAGGCUGUCCUGGCUGCCCCUGUGGAGUCUGCCACAGCUGACACCACUGCAGCCGACACCUCAGUAGCUGAUGCUGAUGCAGCUGACACCACUGAAACCACCGCUGCCACUGCUGACACCACCAUUGCCAACAACAUCACCCCUGCUGCUGCCAGCCUUAUUGACCUAUGGCCUGGCAAUGGGGAAGGGGUCUCUGCACCCCAGGCUGAGCCCAGGGCCCCACCACCACCCUCAGGUGCUGAAGUCACUCUGGCGGAAGUGCCCCUGCUGGACGAGGUGGCUCAGGAGCCACUGCUGCCAGUGGGCGAAGGCUGUGCCAACCUUCUCAAUUUUGAUGAGCUGCCUGAGCCGCCAGCUACCUUCUGUGACCCAGAGGAGGAAGUAGUAGGGGAGCCCCUGGCUAUCCCCCAGGCCCCAAUUCUGCCUUCAGCUCUAGAGAACCUGGAGCAGGAGCAGGAGCCAGAACCAGAGCCAGAGCCUCACCUGCUGACCAAUGGCGAAACCAUCCAGAAGGAGGGGACACAGGCCAGUGAGGGGUACUUCAGUCAAUCACAGGAGGAGGAGUUUGCCCAAUCGGAAGAGCUGUGUGCAAAGGCUCCACCUCCUGUGUUCUACAACAAGCCUCCAGAAAUCGACAUCACCUGUUGGGAUGCAGACCCAGCACCAGAAGAGGAGGAGGGCUUUGAGGGUGGCGAUUAGUGGUGGUGCCCACCCUCAGGCUGCCCUCGCCAAGGCUGCCCACCCUUGCCAGCCUUUGGUCAGACGGCUCGCGGCCCGCCGCGCCUGCAUUUGCAGCAGCUCCGCCUGGCACCCACUCGGAUUCUGGCCCUGGCCAGGGACUUGGCCGCUUCCUUACCCACAGGGCCUGACUUUUACAGCUUUUCUCUCUCUUUUUUUUUUAAAGUUGAUAGGAGACUUGUACAGUUGACUGGUUUUCCUCCCGUUGGUAGUUGAGACGCUGUUGCAAAUUCCACUCCCUCUCCACCAGUCCAGAUUGUAGCUCUUAGUCUUCCCUGCUCAGCUGGCCGGGGUGGAGGCCUCACCCUGCUUGGGGCCUGGCGUGGGGGGAGCUCUGGUGGGAAAAUGUCCCCCACCUUUUUUCCUAGUUUUAUGUUUUCUUGGAAAAAUAUCACUUUGUAUUCUCUGUCCAGGGCUUCAGAUAUUUUGCACGAAUUUUAAAACAUGGCAAUAAAUGGCUCGUGGGCUCUGGCUCCCUGGGACCCCCUCCCUGCCCUUCUCUUGACCCCUCCCUGCCUGGCCCAAAGGAAGUAGCAGGCCCAGCUGGGGCCCCUCGGCUUCCCCGCCCUCUCCUGCCGGGCAGGUCCCAGGCUGGAGGCCCUAGGCGUGAUUCAGGUCAGGGCUAUGGAUGGGGCCCAGGAGCUUGGGUGGCCCCUCCCCAACUCCUUUCUCUUUGCUUGGGUUCCUUUUUCACAUUCAGUAACUGGUUUUUUGGAAAGCACAAACUUCUGUAACGGGUCGUGCUCAUGUCUGUUAAUAAAGAAAUCCAGAUCCCUUCA